Molecule: messenger RNA, 1065 nt
Organism: Symbiodinium natans
Lineage: Eukaryota; Dinophyceae; Suessiales; Symbiodiniaceae
Source: the annotation of a GenBank genome assembly
AUGGACACAGACCUUUGUUCCCAGGCGGAGGGCCGCGGCCAGAUCCGCAGACCAGUUCCGGCACCGAAGCGGCUGCCCCCUCUCCCGAAGCAGAGCGAGCUGGAGACAGCCUUAGGCUUCUUGCCGACCUUGCAGCAGCUCGGGUACCAGGAUGACGAGGUCGCAGAAGCAAUGCAAGACGAUCCUCGAGGUGUUUUGCCGUUUCGAGGCGGCGAGGACGCAGCUUUGGCAAGACUUCAGAAGUGGAUGUUUGAUGACGACCACCUGAAAGACUACUUCGACAUUCGGAACGGGAUGCUGGGUGAGGGAUUCUCCUCCAAGCUCAGUCCAUGGUUGGCCACUGGCUGCAUCUCCCCUCGGCGGAUAUGGUCUGAGGCUCAGCGGUACGAGACCGAGAGAGGCAUCACGAACAAGUCCACAUACUGGCUUGUUUUCGAGCUGACUUGGCGAGAUUUCUUCAUCUACAUGGCAUUGAGUCAAGGACGGACCGAUGCUAAACAGAAAGGGGCAUGUGCAGCAUGCACGUCGGCGUUCGCUGUAGUAUUGGGAUCUUUCAGGACUCCUUGGAGGGGCUCAUCAGACAAACUCGCGAGGUGGAAAGAGGGCAAGACUGGAGAUCCUCUGGUCGACGCAAACAUGCGUGAGCUGAGCGCCACUGGCUUCAUGAGCAAUCGAGGACGGCAGAAUGUUGCCAGCUUCCUGAUCUUUGACUUGGGUGUGGACUGGCGCUAUGGUGCUGCACAUUUCGAAGAGUACCUACUGGAUUACGAUCCCUGCUCUAACUGGGGAAACUGGGUUGCUCGGCAAGAUGUCAGAGCUGUUGCGCAGCCUUGGAAUCAGAGAGUAGCUGGAGAUGGGAGUGAUGCACACGAGGUGGCGGCAGCCGGCCUUACGGGGCAGCGUGUCAACAAGUUCAACACCAAGAAGCAGCUUUCAGACUAUGAUCCCCAGCGUGAAUACGUCAACCACUGGCUGCGUGGCGAGCGUGGUGAACGCAAGGCUGUCUUGCGGCCCAACUCCGAGGACCGCCCCUGGGAGGGGCGGCGCGGGUUAGUAGGUGGAUGA